UCUAACACGACACACUGAACGCCAGGAGGAUACACCACCGAUCAUUUUCAUCAGAGAGAACAACAGAGCACACUGCUGUUUUAGCAUUGCAAAUAAAACCGUGACCUGUAAAGUCACCGCGAAUAAGGGCAGGUUUGCAUAUGACCGCCGUGUAUACACACUCAAAUGGAUCUAAUGCGUUACCUUCCGAGGGAAUGACUGUCUCAGUCAAGGGCGCGUUUAAUUAGCGGAGUCUUCCUGCACUUGAGAUCGAUGUGCACCGGUGGGCACGAGAACACUCAAAGUGUUUGACUUCACUCCUGUCAUUGGAAAACACAAUGGGAUGCGCUUCUAGCACUCAGACCACCGCUCAAGACACAACACGAGUCAACACCAAACAAGGUGGGAGCACAUCUGGCAAUGCAAAUGGUGGUCUUGCAGCAGACAAUGAAACAAUUCAAGCUCUUGAUUUUACUGAGGAAGUACAGAGCUCUACGACUGCUACAGCUCACAGUGAGCCAGAAGCAGCUCUAGCUGAUGCCCCAGCAGAAGCAGCUCCGGCUGAUGCCCCAGCAGAAGCAGCUCCGGCUGAUGCCCCAGCAGAAGCAGUUCCGGCUGAUGCCCCAGCAGAAGCAGCUCUGGCUGAUGCCCCAGCAGAAGCAGUUCCUGACCAGCCAGCAGAAUCUGAACCCAACCCCUCCACAGCAGCUGAAAGUACUGAAGAAUCUACACCAGCACCAAGUGAAAAUACAACUGAGGGCCAGGCAGAUUCCUGCCCACCUGAGGAAGGACCAGCUACUGGUGAAGACAGUUAAGUGUGCAUCGAUUGGCAGAGUUUCUGCAGAAUCCAGACUGGAACACAUAUUUCCAAUACAAUCAGGAUUUCACUUGAGAUUGUUUAAUAAAACUACAAUGAAACAGUAG
Messenger RNA from Myxocyprinus asiaticus (Chinese sucker), 903 nucleotides. RefSeq lists its product as uncharacterized. Lineage: Eukaryota; Metazoa; Chordata; Actinopteri; Cypriniformes; Catostomidae. The transcript is spliced from 4 exons. The record is from RefSeq and is a predicted model, not a curated record. Bases 318 to 794 code for a protein of 158 amino acids.